AUGGCGUCCGACGGAAAACACGAGGCUCUUCAGCCCCUCCACCCCUCCAUGGCCGGCAAGCUGGACCCCGCCUUCGAGAAGCUCUACAACGACAACGUCGCGACCAAGCCGCUCAAGCCAAUUGAUCUGGGAGCGCUGCGAGGCAACUACUCGCUGCUCUACAGCUAUGGAACGGCUCCGGCUCCGGAGGUUGGGCGUGUCUACGACGACGUGAUCCCCCUUGCCGAUGGGACGCAGCUGGCCGUGCGCGUCUACGAGCCCGAGACUUCAGGCCCAUGGCCGGUGCAUCUGGACUUCCACGGCGGCGGCUGGGGACUGGGGGACCUGGAUACGGAGAGUCACAUUUGCAAGCACUAUUGCAAAAAGGCCGGCGUGGCCGUCAUUGACGUGGCCUAUCGCCUGGUGCCCGAGUUUGCUUAUCCCACAGGCGUCACAGACAGUUUCGCCGCCGUCGAGCAUGUCCACACGCAGGGCGCAGCCAGGUUCAACAUCCGCCCGGACAGCAUCUCGGUGGGCGGCGUGUCAGCAGGCGGCUUCAUCGCCCUGGCCGUGGCGCAUCUGGCUCGCGACGCCGGCAUCCCGCUGCGGCUGGUGGCUGCGGGUACACCCGUCGUCGACGACAUCUCACAAUAUGCCACGGCCGCCGACUCACCCUGGCCAUCGAUGCAGGAAAACGAGUUCGCACCGACACUCAACUGGGCCCGGCUGGCGUGGUUCGACAAGCUGAAGUUAUCGACACUGCCCACGGAGCCUGAGGCGCACAAGGCCGCCAAGGAGCGAAUCGGCUGGCAGAACAACCUGCUCAAGGCACCAAACUUCAAGGGCCUGGCUCGCACGCUCAUCUACACUGCCUCGGCCGAUCCGCUGCGGGACGAGGGCGAGAAAUACGCACAGGUGCUGGUCGAGAAUGGGGUCGAGGUAACGCAACGGCGCUUCCCCGGUGUCCCGCACCCAUUCAUGCACAUGGACGAGGCGCUGUGGCAAGGGAGAGAGUUCAUUGACAGCACCGCCAGGGAGCUCCGGAUGGCUCACUCUGACUCGCGCCUGUGCCUCGACUGCGCGUGGCCCGCCGAGCGUCCCAAGGACAAGACCGCAGCCGCUGCCGUGACUGUGGGUGCACCGGCAUCCAUGUCCGCCGAGACUGUGGCUUCCAGAGAUAUUCCCAUCACGGAGUCCGUGGCUGUCGAUGGUAUGACCGACGGGACCACCACUGAGCUCAUCAUUCGAGGCGGUAACAGUCCGGCCUUGAGUUCUUCCAGCAGCAGCAGCUCCAGCAGUGCCAGCAUCAGCCACUACUCGCUGGAUCACCACUUUGGAGGCAUGCCGCCGACAGCGUCUACCAAUGAUUUAAUCGAAAUCCCGGCCGACACAUCUGCCUGGGAUCAGCAUGGCUCGUCCCCAGUGGGUUGGCACGAGUCAAUAACACCAAUAAGCUACGACAGCCCUCAAUCGGACUCCCACGACUCCCUCACUGUAUCGCCCAUGACGUCCCUGUCGUCACUAUCUAUCUAUAACCCGCAGUUGCUGCCGCAGUUGACUUCGUCCCACGAUAGGGCUUUACUCAACCACUACAUGACCAUUGUGUCGUCUCUACUGUCUCGCCGCAUGUCCACCAAUAAUCCCUACAACGGCUACUUGCUCCCCAUUGCUCGCUCCAAUGAUCUGGUCAUGCACUGCAUCCUGGCCCUUUCUGCGAACCACUGGCGCAAAUUGCAACCUCAACUAGCAGACAGGGGUAUAUACCACCAAAGCAAAGCGACGCAGGCUCUGGCUAGGCUCCUGCCUCACGUGGAUAGAUCCAACGCCGACAUCGCCCUUGUUAGCAGCCUACUCCUGUGUAUGACGGAGCUGUUUGAUGGCACCAGCGAAGGGUGGCAGCUCCAUCUGAAGGGCGCCAAGAGGCUGUUGACGGCAUUGAUGAAUCAGCAGCAGGGCGAUCGUAUGAAUGGCCAUAACAAGUUUCUCGUGCGGCUUGCCCGGUUCCUCGAUUCUGCUGCUACGACGUCGACGUGCAAGCCCCCGCUCAUGGGUGAAGAUGAGCGGGAGGCAGCUACGCUGGAUCGGCUGACGGCCUCCCCCGAUGAUGAAGACUCGGCAAUUUACGGCAUCCCCAAGGAGCUAUUUCAUCUAGUCGACGUAGUCAACUCGCUUGCU
Messenger RNA from Trichoderma harzianum CBS 226.95, 2154 nucleotides. RefSeq lists its product as hypothetical. Gene Ontology annotation, cellular component: nucleus. Gene Ontology annotation, molecular function: transcription cis-regulatory region binding; DNA-binding transcription factor activity; hydrolase activity. The transcript is spliced from 2 exons. Lineage: Eukaryota; Fungi; Ascomycota; Sordariomycetes; Hypocreales; Hypocreaceae. The record is from RefSeq and is a predicted model, not a curated record. The annotation marks the transcript as partial. Gene Ontology annotation, biological process: positive regulation of transcription by RNA polymerase II.